AUGCGCAAACUUGGGACGAAAUUUAAUAGAAAACGACGUUUUUUGGAUGUGGGGACCACCUUGGAAAAAUCGCCACCACCCCGUCUAAAACGCAAUGGAAAACAACCCUUAUCAAUCGGCAGCUGCGGCUGGGAAUCUUACGACUCUCUCCUUGAUAAACAGGAGGAGCAGCUUGAGAUGUUUUGGAACUACCAGCGACAAGAAAUUGAGAACGUUAACGACUUCAAAAACCAACAACUUCCCCUUGCCCGUAUCAAGAAAGUCAUGAAAUCUGACGAGGAUGUGCGUAUGAAUAUGAUCUCUGCUGAAGCACCCAUAUUUCUUGCAAAAGCAUGUGAGCUCUUCAUUCUGGAACUCACCAUUCGCUCUUGGCUUCGCGCCGAGGAAAACAAGCAUCGGAUUCUUCAGAAGAGCGACAUCGAGACGGCGAUUGCUCAGGAUGAUACUUUUGACUUCCUUUUUGACGUUAUUCACAAGGAAGGGGCAAUGCUUCAGCCUGCUGUUGACCCUUCAAUGUACGUUCAGCCUCCACCAUCGCAGGCGUGCCAGGCUGCUAGUGGACAGGGUAAUCUUGAUGAGCAAAGUAACUUUGUCAUCCCCUUAAGAUUUGGCUUCUACGGCUCCGUUCAUCUGAGGCCAGUAGGCGGUAGAGUUCCUGUGAGUGAUUUUGAAUUGCUCACUGAUGUCCUUCAUCAGAUGACUGUUCAGAUUGGCGCCAUUAUCCGUGAUGAUAGAUUCCGGUAUACUGAAAUGGCAUAUCAGAUUGCUUUUGACGAAGUCAGCUACUACUUUCUUGGUUACUGA
This is a messenger RNA of Lycium ferocissimum, 804 nucleotides long. RefSeq names its product nuclear transcription factor Y subunit C-1-like. The coding region runs from base 1 to 804 and encodes 267 amino acids. The transcript has 3 exons. NCBI's taxonomy places the organism in Eukaryota, Viridiplantae, Streptophyta, Magnoliopsida, Solanales, Solanaceae. Gene Ontology annotation, biological process: regulation of DNA-templated transcription. Gene Ontology annotation, cellular component: nucleus. The record is from RefSeq and is a predicted model, not a curated record. Gene Ontology annotation, molecular function: DNA-binding transcription activator activity, RNA polymerase II-specific; protein heterodimerization activity.